Messenger RNA from Bicyclus anynana (squinting bush brown), 10729 nucleotides. It is a transcript of the gene ftz-f1, whose product is annotated as nuclear hormone receptor FTZ-F1. The record is from RefSeq and is a predicted model, not a curated record. Gene Ontology annotation, molecular function: zinc ion binding; nuclear receptor activity; RNA polymerase II cis-regulatory region sequence-specific DNA binding. Gene Ontology annotation, cellular component: RNA polymerase II transcription regulator complex. The coding region runs from base 111 to 1868 and encodes 585 amino acids. The transcript has 9 exons. Gene Ontology annotation, biological process: tissue development; regulation of transcription by RNA polymerase II; hormone-mediated signaling pathway. Lineage: Eukaryota; Metazoa; Arthropoda; Insecta; Lepidoptera; Nymphalidae.
AUAUCAAAGUGUAAGUGAAGUGGCCUAGAGACCUACAUUUAGUGUUUUAUAAGGAUUUAUUGGUAUUUAUGUAGAACAUUUGACAGAAAAUAUUUUUCUAAGCGAAGUAGAUGAUAUUUUAUAAACCGUGCGGACAGCUAGAUUUAGUUGUUUCGCAUAACCGUCCGAUGAUGCACGAAGACUCUCCAAAAAUGAGUGUUGCGCAGGGUCUGGGCGCUACUUCGAGCCAGCCGAAGAGUGAGAUCGUGUUCGAACGAGCUGUGGAGUAUGAAAUAUCCACGGAACAGAAACCCAAUGGAAAUAUACAGCUGGAAAUAAAGAUCCCCUAUGUGGAUCCAACCACUGGUGCCGGGAAUGAGCCAGGAGCGUACUUACCUGCGGCCGGCACCGUAUGUGACCAGACAGAUACCAAGGACGUGAUCGAGGAGCUGUGCCCCGUGUGCGGAGACAAAGUCAGCGGCUACCACUACGGGCUGCUCACUUGCGAGUCUUGCAAAGGGUUCUUCAAAAGAACCGUUCAGAACAAGAAAGUGUACACAUGUGUCGCAGAGAGAGCCUGCCACAUAGAUAAAACACAGAGGAAGCGAUGUCCCUUUUGCCGGUUCCAGAAAUGCCUCGAUGUCGGCAUGAAGCUCGAGGCCGUGCGAGCCGACCGCAUGCGCGGCGGACGCAACAAGUUCGGGCCCAUGUACAAGCGCGACCGCGCUCGCAAGCUGCAGAUGAUGCGCCAGCGGCAGAUCGCCGUGCAGACGCUGCGUGGCUCGCUGGGCGAUGCUUCGCUGGUGCUGGGCUUCGGCUCGCCGUACGCCGCCGUGCCCGUGAAGCAGGAGAUCCAGAUCCCGCAGGUGUCGUCGCUGACGUCGUCGCCGGAGUCAUCGCCGGGCCCCGCGUUGCUGGCGGCGCAGUCGCAGGCGCCGCCGCAGCAGACCGCGCACGACAAGUGGGACGCGCACUCGCCGCACUCGGCGUCGCCCGACGGGUUCGCGUUCGAGGCGCCCGCCACCGCCGCCGCCACGCCGUCCAGCACCGUCGAGGCCACCAGCACGGAGACCCUGCGCGUCUCGCCCAUGAUCCGAGAGUUCGUGCAGACGAUAGACGACCGGGAGUGGCAGAACUCCCUUUUCGGACUCUUGCAGAGCCAAACUUACAAUCAGUGUGAAGUCGAUCUCUUCGAAUUAAUGUGCAAAGUGCUGGACCAAAAUUUGUUCUCUCAAGUGGAUUGGGCGCGAAACACCGUGUUCUUUAAGUAUCUAAAGGUCGACGAUCAGAUGAAGUUGUUGCAGAACUCGUGGUCGGACAUGCUGGUGUUGGACCACCUGCACCAGCGGAUGCACAACGGCUUGCCCGACGAGACCACUCUGCCCAACGGACAGAAGUUCGACUUGCUCUGCCUCGGCCUGCUCGGCGUCCCCGCUCUCGCCGACCACUUCAACGAGCUCCAGAACAAACUCGCCGAACUGAAAUUCGACGUGUCAGACUACAUCUGCGUCAAGUUUUUGCUUUUACUAAACCCUGAGGUGAGAGGCAUCGUUAACGGCAAGUGCGUCCGCGACGGGUACCAGACGGUACAAGCUGCGCUCCUUGACUACACGCUUACCUGCUAUCCCACGAUACAGGACAAGUUCGGUAAGUUGGUGAUGGUGGUGCCAGAGAUACACGCGCUGGCGGCUCGCGGGGAGGAGCACCUAUACCAGCGACAUUGUGCGGGGCAGGCGCCCACACAGACCCUUCUUAUGGAGAUGCUACACGCUAAGCGCAAACCCAACGGCGCCGAAAUGGUAAACCGGAGUGCGGAACACCCCUCGACUCUAGACAGAUUGUGCGGUUUCCUGCCGAACGACACGAUUGAGCCGCAUUCGCCCAUCUAGAAUCUUGAAAUACCAGUGAAGAAUAAUGUGGAUGACCGCAACAGCGCCCAGCGGCACGACACCGUAUGGAUUAUCAUAAAGUUAUUACUUAUUAUUUAGGAUUAGAGUUAAACUUGGUGUGUGAUUAAACGUAAUAAGUUAUUUUGCGCCGAGCGCCCGCCGGCGGCGACGCGCGCCUAGUCCCAAUACAGAUAAGACAACUUACUGUUUAUCUGCAUAAUCUCUGUAACAUUAAUAUACAAAAAAAAUAUAUAAGAAAUAUUUAACACCACCCUCGUGUAGCUACCAUUAAUUUAUUGAGCAGUCUAUUAACGGUAUAUCAAUAAUUCAAAUUAAAAAUAAGUACAUGUUUUCUAUGUUAGAUAAAAACUAGCUUGUCUUAACUCUGAUGCGUAGCGAUGGAAAAUAUUACGAUACAUAUUUUAGGAAAGCGUCUGUGAUUUAAACGAAGAAAUUUGAUGAACCGUUUAUUGUUAGUUGAGGCGAUAAUAUAAUGUGUAAAGCGUAGGUUAGACGAGGCAGUUAGCGCCGAGCGCGUCGGCACGCCGCCCGACGGUGACCACUCACCGGCCGGCGUGUCGGCGCGAGCGGCGCCGCUCGCCUGCGGGGUCAGGCAGACCCUGCUCGCGACCACUUAAUUUUACUUAUUAAUUACACGAUGUUACUUUAAGACUAGCAAUCGGUGGAAUGUGUUCGUCGUGAUUUUCUUUUUCUAUUCGCGAAGGCUCGCCGACUGUGUUCCACCUGUUGAAGCGUGUUUCAGGUUUUUGGAGAGGAUGAGUUUAUUUUAGUUAUCGGGCUGAAAAUAUUUAAGAUUUUGUUGAAUUUUAAAAUCAGAAAUUCUCUAUAUAUACAUAUAUAUUUACAUGUAGGUAUGAUGAAAUCACAAUAAAAAAACAUGUUGAAAUUUUACAGUUGUUCCAAAUGAAAUGUUUAUAUGUAUGUUAUAAAAAAAAUAUAUCUGCAUUGAGUUUUAUCGGCCGUACCAGUACAAAUAAUAAUUAAAAAUAUCCCUGUAAAUAUUAUUAUAAAAUAGAAGUUAACAGUGAUUUAUGCUACUUAUAAUGUAAUUAUGUAAAAUAUUUUUCAAAUACGUGCAAGAAGCCUUAAAAAUCAUAGAUUUUUAAAAGAUAUGGGUACUAGCGUCUACGAGGUCUGUGGCCCGAUAGGACGAUGUAUUUUUAUAAAUCAUAUUGUUCUUUAUUAACAUAUAUAAUAUGUUAACUGGAAGUACAUUAUUUCGUAUUUUUCUAACAUAAAAUAUAGUAUAGCGUACGUAUUUCAAUUAUUAUAUUGAUCAACUUUAAACGUGUAAACAGUUAUACAUAUUGUAUUAAAAUAAUUAUAUGAUAUAGUGUUGUCAUCGUGUGAUACAUGCGUACAUAUGCGUUACAAAUUUAAUUUGAAAACGUUUUUAUUUUUAUAAUGUUUAGGGCGUCAGUUUUACUUUAUACGAAGUGUACGAGGAUCACUCUGUCAGCGUGUCACUGAAGAUACUUACAGGUCUCAUGAAUAAAAUUUCGCGCCUCGAAUUAAUUCUUAUAACUUAGAUUAAGUUGACCAUCGCACAUACAUUAUCGAAUAUGAUCUGUGUAUAUGUUGCAGGGAUAUCAUAAAAACAGGGAUUUGGUCAAAUUACUAACCUAACCUAACCUAUCCGAGUCGGGGUAGGGCAAAUAACAUUCGGUCAAGCGGCAGUACCCCAGUUCAGGGAUUUGUUCAAUUCACUAGAUUUGUUUAGGGAAAAGAUAAAAACUUGUUGUUAUUUUAACAUCCUCCGUGAUCAAAUCCCUCAGGGAGUUGACCAAAUUCCUGUUUUUAUCACAUCCCUGCGACAUAUAUACAGAACAAAGCCAAAAUGCUUUGCCAACGUCGGACGUAGCGUACUAUGACGUUGGCGAUGCAUCAUUAGCAUAAGCUUGCUAAAAGCUAAAUUUUGUUUGUAAGAUCGAAAGAGGUGCCCUAUUUACACCUGCAGUGCUAUAGUGCGACCGACGAGAUAAUCUCGUGAAGUGAAAUAGACAAAUUUCAACCAAUCUCAUUGAUUCAAGAGACAACGCUUGGACUUGGACAACAUUGUCUAUUUCUCUUCACUUAGUUGCAUGUUAGGUCAAAAAAAAACAACACGAAAAAUAUAUACAGACAAAUUAAGAACCUCCUCCUUUUUGAAGACGGUUAAAUGGACACCAAUUUUAUAACAUAUUCCUUUUCUAAAAAUUAAAUGGUAAAUCAUUAUCACACUUUAUUAUUAAAAUUUUAUUACUGUUAUUUUAUCAUUUUUACUCUUAUUUAAUUAUUUUUUUUAAAUGAAAUAGUAAACAAAAAAUACUUAUUAAUGUUUAUUUUCUUAUUAUUUUUACUCUUAUUUACUUAUUUACAUUUUUUUUUAAUUUUUAACUAUGUUAAUAUUUUUUAUUUUAUAUUGUGACAUAUGAUGAAAAUUGAAUGAAUAAAAUGAAUUGAAUUUACAAAAUUCAAAUUGUUUCCAAAUGUAUUUAUAUUUUACAUUGUACAAGUUUUCAUGCAGUUUUAUCAUUUUUAUAUUAUUUUAUUUUGGCAAAAAAAUAAAAUUGAAAGUUAAAUAAUAAUAAUUAUAUCGGUAUCAUACACUUUUUUAUGACCUUACUUUUUGAAUUUUAACCAAAUUUGAACAACCCCUGACGUAAAUAGGGCAUGAAUCGGAUGUCAUUAUAUAAUGUUGUUGACUUAACAUGGAGUUCAAUAGGGUCACCACAUUAUCCGAUCUCUCCACAUUAUGUAUAUCUAUUAUAUAUUACUUAUAUACAUGUAUAUCAUUUAUAUCUUUUGUGUAUCACAUAUCGACAAAUUCUAUACAAGCUACGAACAUUGCUGUUAUAGUCUAAUGUCUGGUACGCAUUGGCGUGCAGUUCAUACAUGCAUUAAAGUCCUGCAUACCCUAAAAGAUGUUUUCUCAAUACUUUCAAAUGCAGAUUUUCCCAGUUUGGUAUAUUUUUUCUUAAUAGUGCAUAACCUGAUCGACAACCUUAUGCACGCCACUGCUGAUACGUGAUCGGAUAAUGUGUGUAUAUAAAUUAUUUUCGCUUGGCACCUCUGCUUGUUCACAGAGAGAUUGUGUGUUGAUUGUCCUUUAUAAAUACGCAUGGUGACGUUUUUAGUAACUUUUGAAUAAAAUGCCAGCUAAAAAUAAUUGAUAUAUUUCCAUGGACACUUGACAAGACCGUCGGUUAUUUGAGUUAAGGAGUUAAUUUAGUUAUUUGAACAUGUGAUUAAGGAUUUGUUUAGUGAACGUUUAUAUAUUAAACUUAAUUAUCAUGAUAUCACUGCACCAAGUGCUAAUGAUUGUAUAUUUGGCCGGAUCAACGAGAAAGUACAUGGUAGUUUAUUGUGUAACAAUUUCCUUUAUAUAAUUAUCUAGGAUUGUAUUGUAUAUUUAAAAGAUUUAGCUCCAGUGUGAUGCUAUUAACUCGUGGUAUAUAUGUGUAUUACUAAACGACAAACGUGCGCAAUUUAGGUAUAAAUAAUCAUACAUUUCUAAGUAAAUAUCACAGAUUAAGAAAAAUAUGCAGAUGGAGCGCACGGAACACGACAGUGUCUUAGCGGAUCCAAAUACAAAAUUCAAUAACUAAUACAUUCUCGAGUCAGUACGACACGAAGCGUCGCAUCAGUAACUUUUUAUUCAAGAAAAAUGGUCUUAUGUUUUUAAACAUUAUAAAAACUGUUCACAAAAACUAAAGAUAUAAGAUUGAGUAUUUUUCAGUGGUAAUUAUUGACUUUUAUAUUAUUUUACGUAAUUAUUGUUAGUGUUAAAUUUUGAAAUACAAAUGAUGAAAAAAGUUUAUAUAUGCGGAUGUCAAGGAGACUCAUGACGUUUGAUUUUUAUGGGUGUCACCGCCUUCACCACGCUGCUUGCAUAGACUCACUCUGUAUGAUCUUUACUCUGUGGUAAAUAUGAGUUACGUAGCUAGGUAAAUAUAUUAUUAAUAGAUAAACACAUCCUAAACAUCACAAUUCGGGCUAGAUGGUUAGCAAGUUGCGCGUCACACAAGAGUUAAUAGCAUUUCACUGUUAAAUACAAAACUUUAUCCGUAAUACCGUCCAGUGUAAAAUAACUUUAAACGCCAUGAAAUGUAAGAAACUCCUGAAACGUUGGUAAUAAUUUGAUUGGACGGACGCAAGUAUUUUAGCCAUUAAGUACGUUAACGUUCGUGUUCAAAUUAGGGACCCGCAAUUAGCUACAAAACUUGGAUACUUUAAACAUAACUUCAGAAGCCCUUCCUCAGAUAUAGUAUAAUAUUUUACGAGUAUAAUAUGUAAUAAAUACAAAUGUGUUCAAAUUUUUGCAUAUGCAAAAAUACCAUUAAGGCGCAUUCAAUAGCUCUCAAGCUGACGCUUAGAGUAAAUUUGCGCUGCAAAUUUUACUCAAUUACAAUGUAUCUAAGUUCCAAAUUGCAAUAAAAAGAGGUUACGUUUCUAUGAUUAGUUCUUAGAAUUCAUGCGUUUAUUGUUAAAACUAUACGUCAGUAUACAAAAUAGUGACAAUUCGCCUUAACUGAAUGUAUCAUAUGUGUUAACAUUGACAAUAGAUCGAAAAUUGGAUUUUUAGUGUAACAAAUAUGGUGAUAAAUCGGUUGCAAACUCCACAAUUAACUUGGCUGGUGGGUUUUACAAGAUUAGCUGCAGAUUAUAUUUAGGACAGGCGUUUAUUAUGUACAUAUAUAAUAUAGGUCUUGUCUGACUGUAAGCGCAAUUGCGAUAUAAUUUUCUAACGGGAUCAACAUUUAAAUCUAUAAUGUCAGCCCAUCGGUUAAGUUAAGCUCACAAACUAGUUUACAACAUUGUUAUCACCAUCGACAAUAAAUCAAAUCCAUACACACCCGUAAAUAUAAAUUAUUUUAGUGACGUAAUAUAUUUGCAUCACAAAAUGCAUUCUCAUAGAGAAUUAGGCCUCAGUUGUAUAGUGUUACGUACGUUGACAAUAGAACGAAAAUUAGUACCUGCUCUUAAAACGAUGAAGUUCCUCUUUCGAAACGUUGUGGUGGUAUCGUUGCUUACAAUAAUUUAAUUCGUUGACACAAUUUUAUGUAUGUAACGUAUUCGUUCAUCGUGUUUUGUUUGUCUAAGCUACAUUCGUAUUCAUGAUUAUGUUCGCAUAUCAUUUGUUUGGAUGAGAUAUGUUGCGUAAAGGCAGAUACAAAAUCCGAACGGAAAAUUACUGCGAUUGAAACCUACGCCAUAGAAAUUUAUCUGCAUCAUGUUUUAUUAGAAUAGAAAUAUUGUUCCCUUGUAUAUGGCGCUAUGAAGUGUAAUUAAGUUCUUUUUUUUUUGUACCUAGCCUAAUUAUUGUAGGAACCCUGCGUAGAAAAAAACUUAAUGAUUUAACGUGGAGCUGCGUUUUCAUUGUUAGAAAUGUUAAGUUAGUAACAAGCAUCGAUUAAUGUGAUUGGACCUGGUUUAUUUGCGUAUUUCGCUGGAUUUUAUACUCGGUAGGUUACUGUGGAACAGAGAAUGCAGCUUCCCGAAGUUUUGAAGCUUCAUCGAAUGCAAAGCUGAUCUGUGAUGGUAUUGACAUAUUUAGAUACAUUAGGCUGUGUGGGUUUUACUUACUUCUUACAAUAGGCAAAGGGACAGAUUGAGCCCAAUUUUUGUAAACGUAACUUCCACGGGCCUGUUUCUGGUUUUUAAUUUGGUUUUUCCCUCACUAAACUUUUGUGUGUGAUUAAAAGUAGGGUUCAUGUGUAUAAAUGAAAUGAGAUAAUUUCACAUUGGAUACAGUUAUUUGAUGCAGUAUAUUUUCACAUUGGAUACAGUUAUUUGAUGCAGUAUAUCAGUUGUAUGACGCACUUCAAAUCUACGGCACGGAUUUUAAGAAAUGACUCGUAAAUGUUCUUGGGCUGAACUUGGGAAAUGUAACGUCAUGAUAAACAUACUUACUAUUAUUUGGUAAUUAGAUUAUUAUUUUUAAUAAUUAUGUUUUUUAAUGAUACCUUGUUGGCCUGUGUUGGGUUAAUAAGUGCUAUUACAUAUAAUCGAUCUAAUUUUAUCCAGAUCUAAAGUAAAAUAAAUGAUGUAAUUAGGCCGAUUUUGUUUUAGACAAAGAUUAUAUAUCGAUAACUUUGUGCUGGGUUGUUUGCAAGAAAGCCAGCCUGGGAAUAUUACGAGUGCGUUUUUACUACUUACUUCUUCAAUAUACGAGUAUACUGUCAACAAUUACCAAGACGUUAAUCCAAUUAGAGCCAUCGUUGAACCAACUAUAUGAGUACAUAUCCAACUAUUUACCAUUUUGUGUUACCAUUUUGUAUACAGUAUUUAUAUAUUUGUACCUAUCAAUUGUUAUGCAAUUAAAUAUGAUAUAUACACAGUAUUAUUUUUAACAUUAACAAAUAUCUGGUAUUUGGUUACAUCAAUAAUAUUACUCUUCGUUAUUUCACAAAGCACAACCAUCUGUUACCAUUAAAAGAGAAUGGUGUAUGUGUUUUAACAUUUAUACAAUUGUAGACAAGUUAUGUCCCUUAGGUUUGUUUUUAAAAAGUGGUAAAUACUACUGCCUCUAACCAUGGACACAAGCUCUUUUAUAAUUAUUAUCCGCAACGAUAAUCUAUAUAUUAUUUUUUAUUUUCUGUAGCGCUAUUCUUCAACCAUCUUUCUAAUAACUCUAAUGUAUGAGUUUCGUAAAUUUCGUAUCUCUCUAUCUACAGUACUGUGACAGUGAGAGAUAGACACGAAGACUUAAAUAGUCGAGUUAUAAAAAUAGAAAAGCGCUAUAUAUACUUACCAUAUAUAUAGUAUACAAGCUUCGUUUUAUAUAUAUACUUGUGUGUAUAUAUCAAACACAUCAGUGUAGUCGUUAAAAUGAGUUGUGUGCCAUGAAUUAAGUUCGUGCAUUGUAGAGUUCGUAGCCGCGGACGGCUCUGCGUGUGUAAUGGUUGUCGUAUAUCAUAAACUUGUGUUUGCUUUCUCAUGUAAUUUAUUGAACAAAACUUAGACAAUAACAGUUGUUAAGAUUCGAUUGCAUGCUCUAUAACUUGUCCCAUCGCUAAUGUUCUGUCUCGCGCUUCACUCGGUUUCAUUCAUACAACAACAUAUAGAUAUUUACUACAUUUGAUUAUAAUAUGUAUGCUUACGAGUAUAACUUUAAACCUACUGUCUAUUUUGUAAGAUUAGGUUGUAAUAUACUGAAUAUGUUAGCGUUCGUGUAAGUAAUAUACAUCUAUAUUUAUGAACUAAAAAAAAAAUGAUAAGUAUUUUAUUGUGGUAAGGUACACGCUGAGUGUUCUGUGUAAAGUAAAUGUUGAGUUCGAUUAGGUGGUAAGUGAGGUCCGGUAGCACAGGCCACCCCGGUUACUUCGCUCAGACUCGUUCGCCACAUCGCCACGGCGGCGCCGCCAGUGCCAGUGCACCGCAGGCGCCCGUCAGUGCACAGCAGUCUCGUCGCAGGGCGGGGCUGCUCGCGUCACACACAUUCCAAAAUAACACUAGUAUAUACGCCUGGUGACGCUCGACGAACGCGUUACGGUUUGUAAGUUAACCACUUUGUUGUUCAUUAACGAUAAGUUAGAUUUAAUCUCAGCCGAUGUUGUUUAUUUUAGUCUGUGUAUAGUAUUCUCUCGAUUUAAGUUAAUGUGAGGACGAGAAAUUGAGCGAAUCGACGGGCCCCAGUCUGGAGGGUUCAUAUUAGUUGUAAUUCUUAAGUACCUAAGCGAUUGUUUCUGUUGCACCUAACUUUAUUUCGCGAGCCGUGUUAGUUGUAUUUUACUAUGUAAUUGUAUAUAUAGAUAGGGCGAGGUAAACAGAGUUUUCAUUCAUCUUAUAUGGUUAUUGUUAAAUCUAAUGAUAUGGGGCUGGCAAAAUACCAAUGCAAGGUCGCAUUUUUUUUCUGUUAAAUAAAUCUAUCAGAUACAUAACUUACUGUAUGUAGAUGUAAUAUGGCUAUUUAUGUUUCUCUGUUUAUGUAAGGCAGCGAUGAGGCCACGAGACUGGUGGCAGCGUUCUAGGCACGCACCGCGUCGCCUAGAGCGAUCAUUCGGUCGACUUGGCUUAGCUAAGCGUGCGCCGCGCGGCUCGCACGUUAGGGUUCAUUUACACGAGCGGCAACUCUGCCGAGGUAGCAGCUGCCGCUCGUGUAAAUGAACACUUAGCGGCGCACGCGACGCACUGCCCGUGAGUCGCACAUCGGAACGCGUCCCUCGCAUCUCGGUCCAGUGACCUCUGUAAUUAUUGUGUAAUUAUAAAUCAUACAAAUACAUAAGUUAAAGUACCCCACGUAAAGUAACCCACGAAUUUUGUGUAAACCCGGCUCUCCUGUUAACUGAACCUAGAUGUUUUUAUGACACGUUCGUAGAACAAUCUGCUGACAGAAAUCGAAAGCUUCACUAAGUUCAUUGUUAAUAAAAAAAAUGUAUAUUAAUUGUUUUAUAACUUUUAUACCAACACAUUUUGCAUAUCGCUUUUGCUUUACUACAAACCACAUCAAAAGAGUGAUAAUUCAGUGAUGGUGCACGCGAAAUGUAUACUCAGUUCAGUUAAUAAGAGAGUAUUUUGUCUAUAUAAUAUUAUCUACCAUAACAUUGUACCGUGUCAUUACCUCACAUGAAUUUUGUACAUUUUAAAUAAUAAUAGUUAAAUGUUGUCGCUAUAUUUGAAAAUUAUUUCUGUUGUCCAAUGAAGUUUUGGAAUUAAUUUAAAUGCUAUUGAAUAUACAACACGAAUUAUUAUUAUUAUCGGAGGCCACUUAUACACAAUCAUGUAAAAGCGGUGUGAGGUGUCAGUCGCGCAUCGUCAAUAUAUUUAUUUUAUUUUGUGAUUAAUAAAUAUUGUGAGACGCACGUAAGCGCCGGCGUAUGCCGACCGUUAUUGUAGAAAUAAAUAAUAUUUUCGUUUAA